AUGGAGACUAUCGACCCCACCACCGGGCGCCCCCUCCCGCCCGACGCCAUCCAGCGCAUCCUCUACAUUGCGCGCAAAGUCCACAUCUACCAGAUCCCGCCCGCCACCACGACCAAGGGCUACAACGCCGCGUCCUGGACCGCCAACGACAACGCCAACCUCAUCUUCACCGCCCGCCUCCGCCUGCUCGAGACGGCCGUGCCGAACCGGCACGACGGCGACGGCGACGACCAGCCCUCGGAGACGGUGACGACGAGCCUGCUGCUCGAGGACCCCAGCACGGGCGACCUCUUCGCCGCCGCGCCCUACACCAGCCCGGCCGUGGUCGAGCAGGCGCUCGACAGCAGCCGCUUCUUCGCCGUGCGCGUCGUCGGCGAGGGCGGGCGCAAGGCGACGCUGGGCGUGGGCUUCGAGGAGCGCUCCGACGCCGUCGACUUCAGCAUAGCGCUGCAGGACUCGCGCAAGGUGCUGGGCUUCGAGCCGACGGCGGGCGGGCCGGGCAAGCUCGCCGGCGCCAAGGGCUCCUCCGCCGCCGCGGCCAAGGAGGACGAGAAGCGCGACUUUAGCUUGAAGGAGGGCGAGACCAUCACCGUCAAUAUUGGCGGCCGUGGCCGCAGGCGCCAGAACGAUGCCCCGCCUGCCCAGCAGGACGCCCAGGCUGCCCUCUUCUCGAUAGGUCCCCCGCCCUCGGCCGGCAAGAACAACGGCGGCGCUGUGCCUUUCUUGCCGCCCCCGCCCACGGCGUCAGAAGUCAAGGCUGAGCGCAGGCGGAGCAAGGGCCUGCCGCUGCACGGCCAGGUGCAGCCACGACAAGCGGGACCCACGGCGCAGGAGUUGGGCUUCGAUGACGGCGAGUUCGGCGAGUUUCAGUAG
This is a messenger RNA of Aplosporella prunicola CBS 121167, 873 nucleotides long. RefSeq lists its product as uncharacterized. The transcript has a single exon. Gene Ontology annotation, biological process: endocytosis. Gene Ontology annotation, cellular component: clathrin vesicle coat; membrane. Bases 1 to 873 code for a protein of 290 amino acids. The record is from RefSeq and is a predicted model, not a curated record. NCBI's taxonomy places the organism in Eukaryota, Fungi, Ascomycota, Dothideomycetes, Botryosphaeriales, Aplosporellaceae.